AUGACAUGUAACCAGGAGCUACAGAGUGAAUUACAAUUGGUAACAAGCGAGCUUGCCUUUUCGAUCAAGCGCGAAAUAGCUUUGGAAGCCAAGAUUAGAUCUAAAUCACGGCUUCCCGACAGCUCCGAUUCAAGUAAACUGGCCUCAACUGAUUCCUUAGAGAGAUCGAAAACCAUAAGUGAACUACAGGAGAAAUUGAACAAAGAAAGAAAGUUGAGAUUCAUCAGUGAGGAGCAUGCGAUCCUCGCAGAGCAUGGCCAGAGUCCCAGUGCUCUAAAACUAGACUAUGAAAAAAAUGAAAUUUACAAUCAAUUGUUGGCCAAGAACGACAUGGUUAUCCAAUUGCAGGACAAACUCGACGAUAUAGCUGCGACCCAAAGCAAAGAUGUUGGAAAUGAUCUAGUUGGCCGGUUCAAUGAUCUUUUAAAGGAAAACGCUGCUCUUAAAUCGAAACUAGAGAAGAGUGAAGCCGAAACAAACUCACAUUCUGGCUCAGGCUUAUAUCUGACGAAAGCAACUCCUGAGGAAUUUUAUCACGAGUGUGAUCAAGCUGCAAUUAUGUCGUUGAAAACCCAAAGGGACGAAUUGAGGGACACGAUCACAAAAAUAACAUCAUCUCGAAAUGUCGAACUCAAAGUGGCUCAAGAAAAGAUAAAGAUCUUGGAAGCCAAGCUCGAGAAAGUGAACUCGAUCAAUUCCAAAUUGAGCAAGAGAAUGGAAAAGUCAGUUUCUUCAAAUGGCUCUGCCCACUUUACCAGUGGGCAGGGAGGCAAGCUCCAGGGAUUUUCGAUAAUCGCACCCUCCAAAAAAGUCCUCGACGACUAA
Metschnikowia bicuspidata var. bicuspidata NRRL YB-4993 is the source of this 825-nucleotide messenger RNA. RefSeq lists its product as uncharacterized. NCBI's taxonomy places the organism in Eukaryota, Fungi, Ascomycota, Pichiomycetes, Serinales, Metschnikowiaceae. The transcript has a single exon. The record is from RefSeq and is a predicted model, not a curated record. Bases 1 to 825 code for a protein of 274 amino acids.